Messenger RNA from Moneuplotes crassus, 885 nucleotides. NCBI's taxonomy places the organism in Eukaryota, Ciliophora, Spirotrichea, Euplotida, Euplotidae. The record is from the annotation of a GenBank genome assembly.
AUGGAGUCAUUGUCAGAUGAAAGAUUUACUAAUAAGAAGAAGAUAGGUUCAGGAACAUAUGGAGUCGUCUAUUCAGCAUAUGACAACGUCCUCGAGAAAGAAGUCGCCAUCAAGGAUAUCAAACUAGAGGGUGAGGAAGAAGGUAUCCCUAGCACUGCACUUCGAGAGCUCUCUCUUCUUCAAGAUCUUGACCACAAAAAUAUUGUUAAGCUUGAAGAUAUUAUCUGUGAAGAGAGUAAAAUUCAUUUGGUCUUUGAACUAUGAAAAUAUGACCUUAAGUAUUUGAUCUAUGACUACAAAAAGCCCAUCCCUCCAGUGAAAAUCAAGAGGUUCAUGAAAGAAUUACUUGAAAGUAUUGAGUAUUGCCAUGCGAAUGGCAUUUUUCAUCGAGAUUUGAAACCAAACAACAUCCUAAUUGAUCACAAUGAUGAACUUAAAGUAGCUGAUUUUGGUCUAGCUAGGGCUUUUAGUCUUCCAAUGAAAGAUUAUACCCAUGAAGUAGUCACUCUAUGGUACAGAGCUCCUGAAAUCCUUCUUGGUGAUAACAAUUACUCUGUUCCUAUCGAUAUAUGGGCUUGUGGAGUGAUCUUUUAUGAACUAGCUCAUGAAAAACCUUUCUUCUAUGAGCAGUCAGAGAUAGGAGUUCUCUUCAAAAUCUUCCAGCUCCACGGAACUCCCACUGACGAAACCUGGGAAGGGGUUGAAAAGUUCAGAUUUUACAGUAAAAAGUUCCCAAAAUGGAAAGGCAAGGAACUUUCUCUAGAAAGCUGACGUAAUUUCGACGAGGAAGCACUUGACUUAUUUUCAAAGAUGAUAGCUCUCAAUCCCAUCAAUAGAAUCUCCGCUACUGAAGCACUGAGACAUCCUUACUUUACUGAUGUAUAA